AGGGUAUAAUAUUCAGAUCAAAAAUAUCAGCUGCAUUUCAUAAUUGUACGUAAACCCUCUUAGAUAUGUUACUGUACUGUGAUAUAUUUAAAGAAAAAUGCUUAACUCUGUAUUUGGAAGGGUAGAAUCAGCAGAGAAAGCAAUGAAUGAGCCAAGAUCUGCUUGGACAGAACGGGAACCGGAAGGAGCGGAAAAACCCACCAGUGCGGUUCAGCACCAGCGUAAGACGGAGCGCCUGGGAUGGGGGACGUCGCAAAGGAGCAGGUGGGAGUCCUGUCGGGGGAUGCAGGACCGCUGGGAAGCCCAGCUGCAGCAGUUCCUGAAGUCUCUGCAGCUCAUUUUAACAGGAAGGGGAAACUCCGUGAUGAUGGCGGAGGCCUCUCCCUGGGAAGACACCAAGGCCUUCCUGGCCUCCUUUGAGCAGGUGGCCCAAGCUUGCCGCUGGCCCAGGGACCAGUGGGCGGCCCGUCUCCUGCCGGCGCUGAGCGGAGAAGCGGAGGAGGCCUUCCGGACCCUGGAAGCCAGAGACCAGGAAAACUACGAGAAAGUGAAGGCGGCCAUCUUGCGAGGGGAAGCCCUGAGAACGGAGAUGCAGCGGCAGCAUUUUCGGCAGUUCUGCUGCCAGGAGGUGGGGGAUCCCCGGAGGAUCCACAGCCAACUGCAGGAGCUCUGCCGCCAGUGGCUGAGGCCGGAGAGGCGCACCAAGGAGCAGAUCCUGGAGCUGCUGAUCCUGGAGCAGUUCCUGGCCAGCCUCCCACCAGAGCUGCGCAGCUGGAUCCAAGCCCGAAGGCCGGACACGUGUUCCCAGGCAGUGGCCCUGGUGGAGGACUUCCUGAUGAGUCAACAGGAGGCCAAGACGAGGACAACUCAGGGGCCAUUAAAAGAAGAGCCUGUGGAUUUCCUAGUUGCAGAGAAAGAGCCCGUGAAUGCCAUGAAGGGACCAGUCUAUGGUGAAACUGAGCCAAAUGUGGAUGCCAAAUUGCUGGGCAAUGGACUCAAACCCCCAGGUCUCUCUCCUUUGCCAUUUCCUCCUGAAGGACAAGAAGUGGGCCAGACUGGUGGGAAAGAGAGAUCAAAACCUCUCAGGGAAGCUGGCGGGUCUUUGCAGAUCGUGAAGCGGAAUCUCACCCAGCCUGGCCAACAGACUGUGCUCUGGCAGGUCCUGCAGGAGGACGGUGAUGGGGACGCAGAUAUUUUGGGGGAUGAAAUGGAAAAUCACAUCAAAGUGGAACUUCCUCAGGGCGAAGAAACUGAACUUGAGGAUCGAUGCCAGACAGAAUCUCGUAUAAAGUAUGGCCGUGCAACCGUGCCAAUCGAGACACAGGAGGAAAUAUGCACGUCCGAAGAGCAGCUGGGGAAAUUACCGGUUGGAACACACAAUAAAUGUCUUAAGUUUGCAGAAUGUCUCACGGCUUCAGUCAGCCAGCCUUCUGAAGGAAUAAGAGGAAGGGAAAUAACCUUGUUUCCCAACUGCGAUAGAAGAUAUCACUACAAAGUAGAGCUUGAUGAGACACACACUAGUGAGGAUUUUGAGGACUAUCUCAUGUCAGAAAUAAACCUCCCACACCAUGUAUGGGUUAAUAAACUGGACAGAACCAUAACAGAUGGGGGACUGUGUGAAUUACCUAAACAAAGUGAAGGAGAUAAUGUGGAUUGUUAUCAGAGUUACCACGCAGUAAAGAAACCAAAUGACCCUUCUAAAUGUGGGCAGAGCUUAAGUUAUACCAAGUCAUUAAAAACAAAUCAAGGAAUUCCAAGUGAAGAGAGACCCUACAGAUGUCCUCAGUGUGGGAAAUACUUCAGUCGGAGAAGCACUCUGAAGACACAUCAGAGGAUUCAUACUGGGGAGAAACCAUACAAGUGUUCUCAGUGCGGGAAAAGCUUUAUUCAGAGAGUACACUUAAAGAGGCACCAAAGGACUCAUACUGGGGAGGAACCUUACAAAUGUUCUCAGUGUGGGAAGUGCUUCAGUCAGAAGAUAAAUCUGAUCUACCAUCAGAGUAUUCAUACUGGAGAGAAGCCAUAUAAAUGCUCCGAGUGUGGGAAAAGCUUCCGCUGGAGUAAAUGUUUGAAGAUCCACCAGAGAAUUCAUGCUGGAGAGAAACCCUACCAGUGUUCCCAGUGCGGGAAAUGCUUCAGCCAGGGAGGAGAUUUGAAGAAACACCAGAGAAUUCACACUGGGGAGAAGCCGUACAAAUGCGCUGAGUGUGGGAAAAGCUUCAGCCGGACCGAACAUUUGAAGAGCCAUCAAAGAACUCAUACAGGAGAGAAGCCCCACCAGUGUUCCCAGUGUGGGAAAUGCUUUAUUCUCACUGGAGACUUGAAGCGCCACCAGAGGACUCACACUGGGGAGAAGCCAUACAAAUGCUGUCAGUGUGGGAAAUGCUUCAGUGCCCAAAAAAGCUUGAAGAAACAUGAGAGGAUGCACACCGACCACAUGAAAGUCCUUGGUAUGAGAAAAUCUUCCAUGAAAGGAUCUGUUGAAGAGCAGGAAUGUCGUCUGCCCCAAGGGCGGGAGAAAUUUCUGGUGGGAAAGGAAGAGGGUUUGGCCUCCCCGCUUUCCAAGGGGUCUGAAUCUAAGAUUUCUAGGAAGGAAGGGAAGCUGCAUGAAAACAGAGGCUGGAUGCUGGGCGUGAAGAUGAAACAAUCAGACCCACUGGUGGACCUUAAUUUGAAGAAGGUCCCUGAUGAGACACUUGUUGCUGGGGAGCCUCCAGGUGGCCUGGUGUUGAAAUGGAUUGAACAAGACCCUGAAGGAGGACAGCCGAAGGAGCGGGAAGGCCAGUGGCAGGAAUUCCUGAAGGCUAGGAAUCUCCCUCAUUCAGUUGGGCUGCAGAGGGAUUCUGGCCCUUGGGACGAUGCCAAGGCCUUUCUGAUCUCCUUUGAGCAAGUGGCCGAAGCUUGCCAGUGGCCUAGAGCCGAAUGGAUGGCCCGGCUCCUGCCAGCGCUGAGCGGAGAAGCGAAAGAGGCCUUCAAUGGCCUCGAAACUGGGGACCAAGAGGAUUAUGGGAAGGUCAAGGCUGCCAUCUUGCGGGGGGCAGCCCUCAAAAUGGAGGCCCAGCGCCAGCACUUCCGUCAGUUCCGCUACCAGGAGAUUGAAGACCCCCGGAGGGUUUACAGCCACCUCCGGGAGCUUUGCCACCAGUGGCUGAAGCCGGAGAGACACACCAAGGAGCAGAUCCUAGAGCUGCUGGUCCUGGAGCAGUUCCUGGCCAUCCUGCCCCCGGAGAUCCAGAGCUGGGUCCGGGAGUGUGGCCCAGAGAAUUGUGUCCAGACGGCAGUCCUGGCAGAGGACUUCCUGAUGAGCCAACAGGGGGCAGAGACGUGGAAAUGGCAGGUGCCGGUAUCUUCCAAAGACGAGAUUGGGAAUCCACACAACCCUGUAAAGGAACUGCUGUUUGUGAAGGCUGAAGAGCAUAUUCUUACAGAUCCGGGAUCAACACACCCAGAUGAUGAAAACAGGCCUUGUAGCCAUCCCAUAUCUUUACCUCCACCUGAGGGACAAGAAUUUGUUGAAGCAGGACCAGCUGAGGGAUCAGUGGACUUCAAGCUGGCUGUGCAUUUCACUGAGGGAGAAUGGGCCUCGCUGGACCCAGCCCGAAGUGCUCUUUACAAGGAGAUCCUGCAAGAUGGCCGUGGGAAGGGAACGCCUCAGGAUCACAUCACUGCAACUGAGAUCAAGGAAGAAAUGCUCCAGCCAGCCAGCCCCGAACUGGUGGGAGCCCACAAAACACUCCUAGAAAGGUCCUGUGGGGAAGUAUCUGUGAAGCCCCUUCCCCAGAAAGGAGACGCUGAUUUAGAAAACACACAGGGAAGAAAGCUGCCAAGGAGGUGGCUUUGGGAAGAGGGACAGGCCUUUAACCAGCAUCUAACCCCCAGAAGCGAGAGAAGGCGUUCAUGUCCCGAAUGCGGGAAACAAUUCCAUGACCAGGCCCAGGCGGUGAAGCAUCAGAUGAUCCACAAUGACCUAAAACCCGUGGAGCUCCAGAGUGUCCGUGCAGAGGAGGAGACACCUUUCAACUGUCCUGGCUGCAAGACAAGCUUCCCGAGACAAGGAAACCUCCUCAUGCGCCAAGCGAUCGACCCGGGUGAGAGGCUGUUCGCACGUGCCGAAUGCGGGAGGCACUUCCACGAGUGGAUUCCGCCAAACCAGCAUCAGAGGAUGCAAGAGGGAGACCGGGCCUACGAAUGCCCGUUAUGCCAGAAGAAAUUCCGGAGGAAGGGCAACCUGAUUGUGCACCAGAAGACCCACACGGGGGAGAGGCCGUACGCGUGCGCCCAGUGUGGGAAGAGCUUCAGCGAGAAAGCCAAGCUGAUUCGACACGAAAGGGUCCACACUGGGGAGAAGCCGUAUUCGUGUCCCACGUGCAAGAAGAGUUUCAAUCAAAGAGAGACCUUGCUGAGGCACCGGAGAACCCACACAGGGGAGAAGCCGUACGAGUGUUUGAUGUGCGGGGAACAUUUUGCUCAGAAAGAGACGCUGCUGCGGCAUCACCGAAUUCACCCGGGAAGGAACUUCACCCUAGCAGGCACAGGAACCAAAACAAAACCGCAAGGAAGGGGAGGAGGCGACCCGCUUUGUCCUCCGUUCCCCACCCCUCCGCGGGUCCCGGCGCGGCCCGCUCCUUCUGGCCGCCAGAGGGCCCCGGCCGCGCGAUCUGGAGAGCGGAGGCCGACUCCCGCCACCACCGCUCGGCCGAGCAGGCAGCCUCGCUUCCUCCGACGGCGACUGCCGCAGCCGGGCGCCGCGCGGUCUGCAAGGUCCCGGUUCCCCUACCUGCAGCAAGCGACCCUGCGGCCCGGGCGCACGAAAGAAAGGGCUUCCCGCCUGGAAACCACGCCCGGAGGUGAAGGGUGCAGAGUAGCCUCGUUUUUUGCAGAGGAUCGAAACCGAUUUACCAUGAAUGUUGGAAUCGACAAGACCGCAGAGGACGAAAUGCAGGACAGUCUCCUAAGCCUUAAAAAAGAAACAGAAGGGGAGGAACGGGAUUGUCAGGAGGUGAGAGACACCAAGAAAAAGUCAACGGAAGAUGACAGAAAUGAGGACUCCACGCCCAAAGAUAAUUUACCGGAGCUGCAGGGGAUUAAAAUGGAACAGGGUGGAAGCACUAAGGCCUUGGUGACAGGAAGGACAGAGGAGGAGGAAGACAACGAGGAGUACAGUUUUAUUCACUGGAAGGUGAGGCCCGAUUCAGAAAUGGUUGACCUGAAAAAAGAGAAAGAAGUUGAGAAAGCGAAAGAAGGCAAGGAAGAGAGCAGCAGUGAGGAGAUAAUGGAGUCCGGAAGUAUUGGGAGCAGAGAAGAAGAGGAGCCGCUGGCUGGGAGGCUGGAGGAGAUGAAGCAGAGAUACGGCGAUCUGUGUCAGAACAGCACCGUUUUCCAAGAAAUGAUACUGCGGCUGAAAGCGGGAUGGAGGAACCGGAAUAAAGAAGGGGACUGCUUGCCCGGGAGCUCGGAGCAACUGCAGCUGAACAGGAUGAUGUGGGGCGGAGAUGAAGUCAUGUUUCCCCACAGCAUCGGGGGCCAGUCAGGGGCCCCCGAGAGCCCCCCGAGGACGGAGGGUCGUCUGCUGGAGAGCAGGGCUCCAAUUUCCAUCCCGUUUGGCGGGGGCUUCUUUGACUUCAGCGAGUUUGCGGUCCAGCAGAGCUUCCUCCCGAAGAAGGGCCAGGAGCUGUCCAAGACGUUUGGGCCGGGCCUGAGCUCCAGCGUGGAGCUCCGGGGCCCGGAGAAGGCCCAGCCGGUGGAACGGCCCUACAAGUGCAACGAGUGUGGGAAGAGCUUCGGGAAGCGGUCCACCCUGAACACGCACGGCCGGACGCACACGGGGGAGAAGCCCUUCAAGUGCUCGCACUGCGGCAAGCGCUUCAGCCAGAGCUCCCACCUGCAGCUGCACGAGCGGACGCACACGGGGGAGAAGCCCUACAAGUGCCCGCUGUGCGAGAAGAGCUACAACCAGCGCUCCAGCCUGGUCAUCCAUGAGCGCAGCCACACGGGCGAGAAGCCCUACGCCUGCCUGGAGUGCGGGAAGAGCUUCAGCCAGAAGGCCACGCUGGUGCUGCACGAGAAGAGCCACCGGGGGGAGAAGCCCUACAAGUGCCUGGAGUGCGGGAAGGGCUUCAGCCUCAGCGCCGACCUCAUCCGCCACCAGAGCAUCCACACCGGGGAGAAGCCCUACUCCUGCUCCGCCUGCGGGAAGAGCUUCAGCCAGAACUCCCACCUCAUGGCCCACGUGCGCACCCACACCGGCGAGAAGCCCCACAAGUGCCUGGAGUGCGGGAAGGGCUUCAACUGGAGCUCGGAGCUGGUCGCCCACGAGCGCACCCACACGGGCGAGAAGCCCUACCGCUGCCCCUACUGCGAGAAGAGCUUCAGCGUCCGCUCCAGCCUCAGCAAGCACGAGCGCACCCACACGGGCGAGAAGCCCUACGUCUGCCCCCAGUGCGGCAAGGGCUUCAUCCAGCGCUCCAGCCUGGUGGCCCACGAGCGCUCCCACACCGGUGAGCGGCCCUACGCCUGCCUGGGCUGCGGCAAGGGCUUCCGGGAGAGCUCCCAGCUCAUCGCCCACGAGCGCACCCACACCGGCGAGAAGCCCUACGUCUGCCCGGAGUGCGGCAGCUGCUUCAAGGCCAAGGCCGCCCUCCUCCGGCACCAGCGGGGCCACGCGGGGCUCAGCUCCUUCAUCUGUGCCGGCUGCGGGAAGAUCUUCUCCUCGGCCGCCGAGAGCCCGGAAAAGUGUCCCGGGUGCGUCGGCCUGAGCGCAAUGCCGGGCCUCUCGCGGGCACCGGAAGAGGCCGGCCCGGAAACAGCCGAAGGACAGGGACAGAGCGACGGUGUUAUGAUGUGA
Molecule: messenger RNA, 6844 nt
Organism: Candoia aspera
Lineage: Eukaryota; Metazoa; Chordata; Lepidosauria; Squamata; Candoiidae
Exons: 19
Coding region: 98-6844 (2248 amino acids)
Biological process (GO): regulation of DNA-templated transcription
Source: RefSeq, a predicted model, not a curated record